Populus euphratica (Euphrates poplar) is the source of this 2232-nucleotide messenger RNA. RefSeq lists its product as uncharacterized. Gene Ontology annotation, biological process: DNA integration. The record is from RefSeq and is a predicted model, not a curated record. Gene Ontology annotation, molecular function: nucleic acid binding. The transcript has 7 exons. NCBI's taxonomy places the organism in Eukaryota, Viridiplantae, Streptophyta, Magnoliopsida, Malpighiales, Salicaceae. The annotation marks the transcript as partial.
UGUCUCCAUGAACAAGCUCAUGCUUUAAACAGUUUUCAAAUGGCCAACCACAACCCAUACUCCCAAACAUAUAACCCUAGUUGGAGAAAUCACCCAAAUUUCAGUUGGAAGAGUGAGAACAACAAUGCACAAACUUCACAACCACCAUUUCAAGCACACCAUAAUUUCCAAAGUUCUCAUGGAUAUACACUUCCUUAUGCUCCACCUCCUAGAAGAAAUCUUGAGGAAAUAUUGCAUGCAUUCAUUGAAAAGCAAGAGACAAUCAAUACUCAACUUGCUCAAAACAUGAUAGAUUUUAAAGAUACUCUGGCAAAAUUAACAUCUGCUCUCAGUUUUCAAGAGAAAGGUAAGUUUCCAUCUCAACCACAACAAAAUCCCAAGGGGCAAUACAAUGCAAAUGCAAGUAGUUCCGGAAGCCAACACAUGGAUCAAGUCAAAUCAGUCACUACUCUGCGUAGUGGUAAAGUUAUUGAAAAACCCUCUCUUGAACCUUAUGAGAAAGAUGAUGAGUCAAUCUCUGAGGGUAAGGAAGGGGUUGAAUCUGAAAAUUGCAAAGAAAAGACUGAUUCUUUGCCAGCACUUCCAUUUCCUCAAGCCAUGACCAAACAAAGGAAUGUCAAUCAUAACUCUGAAAUCUUUGAAACUUUCAAACAGGUUCCUUCCUAUGCUAAAUUUUUAAAAGAUCUAUAUACUGUGAAUAGGAAACUGAAUGUGAAAAAGAAAGCUUUUCUAGCUGAACAAGUAAGUGCUAUUCUUCAGAACAAUAAUGCUUUGAAAUAUAAAGACCCUAGUUGUCCUACAAUUUCUUGCUUUAUUGGAGAGCAUAAAAUUGAAAGAGCCUUACUUGAUCUUGGAGCUAGUGUGAAUUUACUUCCAUAUUCAGUUUUUCAAAGUCUCAAUCUAGGACGUCCAUUUCUUGCAACUUCUAAUGCAUUGAUUAAUUGUAGGAAUGGACUGAUGAAGCUAUCAUUUGGAAACAUGACAUUAGAGAUGAAUAUUUUCAACAUUUGCAAGCAACCUAGAGAUGAUAAUGAUUUACAGGAAGUGGACUUUACUGAAAAAUUAAUUCAUGAUCAAUUUCCAACCACUUCCAAUGAAAUUGAGAUUGAUGAAUCUGAUGAUUUGCAAAUGAUUUAUUUUCAAGAAGAAUCAAAGACAAGUAAUUGGAGGCCACAAAUUGAGGAAUUGCCACCACAAUCAAUUAAGUCCAUACCUUCAAGUGUUCAGCCACCAAAACCUGAUUUGAAGGCGUUGCCAUCCAAUCUUAAAUACUCAUUUUUGGGAGAAAAUGAAACUUUUUCGGUAAUAAUCUCUUCCAAACUUAAUGCACAUCAAAAAGAUGGCUAUUCGGGUUACAACCAAAUUGAAAUUGCAUUAGAAGAUCAAGAAAAGACUACUUUCACAUGUCCAUUUGGUACUUUUGCAUAUCGAAGGAUGCCUUUUGGAUUAUGUAAUGCACUAACCACAUUUCAAAGAUGCAUGCUUAGUAUAUUUAGUGAUAUGGUUGAACAUUUUCUUGAGAUUUUCAUGGAUGAUUUUUCUGUUUUUGGCGAUUCAUUUGAUGAUUGUUUAACUAACUUAGAAAAGGUUUUGACCAAUGAUCAUCCAGCAUUGAAAUAUCUUCUUUCUAAGAAAGAUUCUAAAGCUAGAUUGGCAUGUGGGGGCCAUUUCUCGUCAAGAAAGACAACUGCAAAAAUCUUACAAAGUGGAUUUUAUUGGCCCACCAUGUUCAAAGACUCACAUGCAUUCUGUAAGUCUUGUGAAAAUUGUCAAAAGUUGGGAUCUAUUUCAAAACGUCACAUGAUGCCUUUAAAUCAUAUUAUUGUCAUUGAGAUCUUUGACUGUUGGGGUAUAGAUUUCAUGGAUUUCAUGGGUCCAUUCCCUCCAUCAUUUGGUUUCUUAUACAUAUUAGUCGCAGUAGAUUAUGUUUCAAAAUGGAUAGAGGCAAUUCCAAGUCGAAACAAUGAUCACAAAACAGUGAUAAAGUUUUUGAAAGAAAAUAUUUUGAGUCGAUUUGGAGUCCCUCGAGCCAUAAUAAGUGAUGGUGGAACACAUUUUUGCAACAAGCCAUUUGAGUCUUUAAUGAAGAAAUAUGGAAUCACACACAAAGUUGCCACCCCUUAUCACCCUCAAACAAGUGGACAAGUAGAGCUUGUUAAUAGGAAGAUCAAACAUAUUUUGGAGAAAACAGUGAACCCUAAUAGAAAAGACUGGUCUUUAAGACUUAAUGAU